Messenger RNA from Trichophyton rubrum CBS 118892, 1147 nucleotides. RefSeq lists its product as uncharacterized. Lineage: Eukaryota; Fungi; Ascomycota; Eurotiomycetes; Onygenales; Arthrodermataceae. The transcript has 2 exons. The coding region runs from base 574 to 774 and encodes 66 amino acids. The record is from RefSeq and is a predicted model, not a curated record.
CACAGCUCUUGACUCGCCCGAAUCAUCUUGAUGAGCAGAUAUCAGUGGCAAACACUGCUUUCCCGAAAUCUAGCAUAUGGAGCCUCAGAAAUCCGUGUCUUCUUCCAGGUUGUUUUUUUUAGUGGAGUUAUUCAUUCUAGACCUCUCCUAGGAUGGCGCAGUUUGCGUGGAACAGGGCUGCCCAAGAAGUAUGACUUCAUAUGCGAAUAUUAUUAAAGAGAGUGGGAGUCGAUUACUACCGAUUUGGAAUCCUCUAUAUGAGGAAGUAAACAUCUCCAUAAUUAUUACGUAUGUAUGACUUCAUAGUGCUCUAGUAUUCCUUUGUACCUUCACCCGUUUUCGUGACCAAGUGUUCGAGCUUGUCAGGCCACUUUUACCUUUGAAACUCAUAGGAGAUCAAAGGUGAACUCCUCUGGUAACAGUUAUUGCCCCAAUUUUGGAUAUAAAGAAGCCAUGGAAAAGCCAGCAAUGAUUGUUUUUCAGACGUGGACAGUAUAAACAACAAUUUACUGAGAACCUAUUGUGAAACAAUAACCCUCAGCAGCCCACAACAGCCCCACGCUACGCCUUAUAAUGCCUCAAUACAGACAGGGACAAAAUGUUCUCUAUAAGCCUGUGGGAGGCCCCGAAUCUCACACCUCGGAGAGUGUUGGUUGUAUUAUGUCUGUCCUGACACAACCAGGGACUCAAGCAGGGCGUAACGUCGAUGCGAGCCAGUCUCAUCCCCGUUAUGAGGUGGGCUACUAUCCUACCAAAGCGGAGGUUGUAAGCUAACAGUAAAGUGCAGAUUGAAAACCAAAACACUGGAAAGUCGACCUCGGUUUAUGAGGAAAAUAUCUUGGGCACUGUUUGAGGCAGUGAUAGCUACAAAAGACGCAAAGCUUUGAUACCAGGGCUAUUACACUUAACCUUUCAUUAUAAAUGUUAGCUAUAUAACUCCUACACUCGUUAACAUUAUAAUAAAAAGAUAUAUUGGAUAUCAAAAAGUAUAGUCGGUUCGUAGAACCCUCAACUAAUACUAUCCUUGUUUCUCAGUUUUGCUCAUAUAAAUUCUCUAUGUUUUUGGUUACAACUACACUGAAGAUUGCUCCAAUGCUCAAUGCUAUAUGUAUAGCCGACUAGAAGUUGAUACUCUAUCAAUUAAUCC